UUGGCGACUCCUUCUGGUGGAUAGCUUCGUUUGUUGAGAUCUUCCUUCUGGGGUAAAUUUCAAGCACUUCAAGGAGCAAAGGAGGGCGCCGAUACGGAUGGACUGGUUUUGACUCUGCGCACGCCAGCGGAAAUAUUUCGCCGAAGUACUAUUUAGAAAAUGAGCCAUGCAGCACGACAUGCAAAGAAACUUUCAAUUGGUCCUAGUCAUCUCAAGUCCCUCCUUCGUGAUCGUCCAUGCCUACUUUCAAACCUGAUCGCAGCCAGCCAUUCUAAUGGAACCGAUCCAGUUCUUAAGUCUUGGAGAGGGAGCUGCACUUUUGGGAGAGACCAGCUGCCCAUUGAAAGCCACUGAGGACAUCUGGUUCGGGUGCUGUUCCUGUACCUAUGUCACCAGAGAUCAGCGUGGGAUUGUGAACCACCUGGUCGCCCAUGGUGAUGAACAGUUCAAGUACCAGCAUCCUCCCAUGUCACCUGCCUCUAGAUCCAAAGCGUCCAGCAACACUGAAAAGCAGAAAAGUGAUAGGUUGUUCAAGUGCACGCUAUGCGCCCAAGCCUUUUCUAAGAGUUCUGGUCUGAUCGUCCAUAAUCGAAGACAUUCAGGUGAAAGGCCAUUUAAGUGCAAGCUGUGCCCCAAAGCCUUUUCUCAGGGUUCCUGUCUGAUCCGCCAUAAUCGAACACACUCAGGUGAAAAGCCAUUUAAGUGCAUGCUGUGCUCCCGAGCCUUUACUCAAAGUUCCAGUCUUAUCUGCCAUAAUCAAACACACUCAAGUGAAAAGCCAUUUAAGUGCAACCUGUGCCCCCAAGCCUUUUCUCACAAUUCCAGUCUGAUCCGCCAUAAUCGAAUACACUCAGGUGAAAAGCCAUUUAAGUGCAAGCUGUGCCCCCAAGCCUUUUCUGAGAGUUCUGGUCUGAUCCGCCAUAAUCUAACACACUCUGGUGAAAAGACAUUUAAGUGCAAGCUGUGCCCCCAAGCCUUUUCUCGGAAUUCCAGUCUGAUCCGCCAUAAUCGAACACACACAGGUGAAAAGCCAUUUAAGUGCAAGCUGUGCCCCGAAGCUUUUUCUGAGGGUUCUGAUCUGAUCUUCCAUAAUCGAACACAUUCAGGUGAAAAGCCAUUUAAGUGCAAGCUGUGCCCCAAAGCCUUUUCUCAGAAUUCCAAUCUGAUCCGCCAUAAUCGAGACCACUCAGGUGAAAAGCCAUUUAAGUGCACGCUAUGCCCCCAAGUCUUUUCUCGGAAUUCCAGUCUGAUCCGCCAUAAUCGAACACACACAGGUGAAAAGACAUUUAAGUGCAAGCUGCGCCCCGAAGCCUUUUUUGAGAGUUCUGGUCUGAUCGUCCAUAAUCGAAAACAUUCAGGUGAAAAGCCAUUUAAGUGCAAGCUGUGCCCCAAAGCCUUUUCUCAGAGUUCCAAUCUGAUCCGCCAUAAUCGAGACCACUCAGGUGAAAAGCCGUUUAAGUUCACGCUGUGCCCCGAAGCUUUUUCUGAGAGUUGUGGUCUGAUCGUCCAUAAUCGAAGACAUUCAGGUGAAAAGCCAUUUAAGUGCAAGCUGUGCCCCAAAGCCUUUUCUUAGGGUUCCUGUCUGAUCUGCCACAAUCGAACGCACUCAGGUAAAAAGCCAUUUAAGUGCAAGGUAUGCCCCCAAGCCUUUUCUCAGAGGCAAUCUGAUCUGCCAUAAUCGGACCCACACAGGUGAAAAACCAUACAAGUGUAAGUUUUAUCCACAAGCAUUUGGUCUCUAUUCUAAAGCAGCCGCCAAAACCAAAUACACAGUAGGAAAAGCCAUUUAAGUACAGGCUGUGCUCCUGAGCCUUUGCAUGGAAUUCACAUCUGAGACAUCAUAAUCGAACACUGGUGAAAAAUAAUUUAAAUGCAAGAUGUGGCCAAAUGCCACUUUUUCAGAGUUCUUAUCUAAUCUGCAAUAGAUGAACACAGUUGUGAAAAGCCAUUUAAAUGCUAGCUAUGUUCCCAAGCCUUUGCUCAAAGUAGUAAGCUGAUGAAACACAGUCGAGCACACGGAUUAUAAGCCAUACAAAUGCCUGCAUACACCCCGAGCCUUUGCUCAAAAUUUUCACCUCAGAAGCCAUAAUCAAGCACGCAGGUGAAGAGCCAUACAAGCAGGGGUAGAAGCGCUGCGCCAUUGUGUGCCAUUCCAUUUUUGCUGCACCAUCCUCUUCCCAAGCACAAAUGUUGCGCCAAAACUAUCCAAAAAAGUUUUUUUUAGUUAUGAAAGCAGGUGACUUUUUUAUGAAAACAGGUGUCGAUUGCCCAUUUUAAUCUAACGAAAAUUGUGAGAAUUUAUUCAAGACCAGGUAAGUAGACAGUGCUCCGUUUUGUGGUCGUAUGUUGGUGAGCUGUCAAGUGCCAGCAGCACAGGGGAAAACCGCACGAGUUGUUUGUUAAAGUUGUCCGUUCCGUACCAGUGCCGUCGAAGCACUUGUUUGGGUGCGUUGCUUUGUGCCGUCAGUGCCAGAGCUCGGCCAAGAUUGCAUGUAGGUGUCUGAUCUUCGAAAAUGGGAACUGCAUAGGUGGUUUUGUCAGAAGUACUGAGACUUGCUAGUUUUGUCAGCCACGUUUUUUAGCAAACUCCUAAACAAGCUUUUUUAUUCUAUUUAGUCAUGCUUGUUUUAGUAAGGUCUUAGGCAGUUGUGUAUGAGCAGAGAAGAUAUCAUGAACUUUUCAAUAUUCUGCAUUUGUACUAUAAUGAGAGAUUUGUAUUCUGUUGACUUGAGUAUAGGAAUGCAUUUAUGUUUGCUAAACAGGACUUGGGGAACAUUUGUAUCCCCUAGUAAUGAAAACUAUAGUCAGUUAGCAUUUGGCUUAAUUUCAUCCCAUACUAUUGCAUUUUUGAAUGUUUUUGUUUUCAAAUUAUGGAUACUUGUGAUUUGGGUUGUUAAAUAGGCACAAUGUAUUGUUUUUAUGACGCUUAAGCUGUGCUUAUUUUGUUGACUAUGCUUUCUAUUGGAAACCUAUAAGAGGAACCAACCCUCUACCAGGACAGUUUUCAAAACCUAUCAUUUAGAUAAAUUGCAUUUAUGAUGUUUGCUUUUUAAUGGUAAGGGCUGGAUUAGGAUUUAAGAAAAGGGUAUUUUUGGAAAUGGUGCUGUACGUUACAUGUAGAUGCUUUUUCGUUAUGAUAUUUGUUGUACUUAGAAACAAUUUCUGUGCUUAUAGACCCAAGUUCGACCUGGGUGACCAGCUCCAGGGUUUACUUUAGCAGCUACGAAACUCUACUUUUGUGGUUCCUGAGCUGCUCCAAAGGGGCAUCUUUGCUGCUCUCAGACCUGCUACAAAAGGCUGAAGCUUGCUUUCACCCCUGUACAGGCGUCCCCUAGCCUUGGCUCAUUCCAAUCUGAUCCACCAUAAACAAACACAGCUGUGAAAAACCUUAUAGUGCGGCUGUGUUUCCAUGACUGCUCGGAAUUGCAAUUUUAUGAACCACACCAAAACCUCAUAAGUGAAAAGAUAUACAAGUGCAAGCUUUGAUCUAAAUUUUUGUAUCCCUCCGUAACCGAGCGUGCACGGGUGAGAAUGAUAUUUUGAUCCGCCACAAUCAAGUGCACUUACACGGAAAGGUUUACGAAACAGCUGCAAGUUUAGCCUUCCAUGCUCUGUAACUUGUGGAAUCAUUUGACUCAUGUAGAGAUAUACACCAUUUCAGUUGAAGUGUAUAAAUGCAUGUGGUGCCCUAAACUGACAUUAAUGCAUUGACUUAAAGUACAGCAAUUUUCCUGUACAUUUUAUGAUGCAUCUGUUUUGUGCUGAUCUGAUCCACCAUAAACACAGAGCUGUGAAAAACCUUAUAGUAUGGCUGUGUCUUUGGAUGACGAACCUAAGGGCACUUGCACUAAUCAGGUGGCAGGGAAUGGCCUUAUGAGCUGUCUACUUCUCAGAACGGUUGGUUGCAUAUCCAGUAUGGUUACCACAUUGAUUGUGCACACAUAGCCAAACUCUUGCAUUGCUACAAGCCUUUCAUCUGAAUGCUACUGUUUGUAAUCACACAAAUGUGUUGACGAGUAGGAAGCAAUUCCUUGCCAGAAGUGAUCAAGGGGUUGGUCAGUGUAAUGACAAACCUUUAAAAUUUUCAAUAGAUGGAAAUAGGUCAGUGUAGCUCAUUUUAGGUUUUUUCUCAUAUGUUUGUUUUUACUCCUGUCUGUUUAAAAUAUAGGCACUUGCAGAAAAUAAAUAUGUAAGCAAAUUUUCUUUUGAUUAUCAAAAAACGAAGUGUCAGUUUUAAUUCCUAUACUGGCUUUUUUCUGCUUUUGCGAUCCUAGUACCCUAGUGUAAAGUAAUUUUUUAGGUUUUAAUUUCUUCAUGCUGUAGCGUGCCCUUCCAUUUUAGCAAUCAAGUUGGCUUGGAACCGAUUUUUGAAUGUGUGUGCACUGCAGUGGUUCGUGCUCCCGAUUUGAACCUUGCUCUACUCGGGGAUUCGGGGACGCAAAAUCGUGAAGCGUUCCACAUUUUUUUGCGCUUGUCUCUUCUCUCUUCCCUCUUCUCCGUUCCUUUCUAUUUGUGCACAAUUUUAAUCAUGUUCAAUCAUUACCAACUCGCCCAACUAACCACUUUACUACCGUCAAAGGCACUGGCACGCAUUCCCUCUCCAAUUUUGAGCACUUAUGGAAGUUGUGCGUGCGCUCUCUUCUCUGAAAGUCCGAGAAAAGCUGUCCCCCUAGUAUAGUCGUAUUCCCACUCCACCAAGCAGGUUUUACAAUUGACAGCGUGUCAAUUUUUAAUACUCCAUAAUGCUUUUUCACCACUGUGUUGAAGGAGGGAUAUAGAGAAUUGAACUGACUUGAACUCGCCCAAAUUCUAAGUGUUCUUGCAUCCUUUCCUCCACUGGCACCUUCAUAAUCAUGUAUUCAUAUGACACCUGCUUUGAGAUAUCGCUCUUGUGUUUAGGUGGUCACAAUUUUCUGUUGCUCUGUAUUCUUCUUCUUGAUAGUUGUUUCCGUGUACCUGUAUGUCGGAGUUCUCGGAUCGUAGGUGUCAUGUAUGCCAGACAAUGACUUUUGUACUAACACAUCCAUUUUUUUGCUCGGUUUACUGCAUCCUGUGUGUUGUUGGUCAAUGUGUGCAUAGUUUUGCAUUGUGUAAUGCAUUUUUAUAUCUUAAACUGCAGAUGAUAAAUAUGUAAUCAGAGUUCUGUAUUGGUGUUCCUCCAAAUAAAUAGAGACAGUUCAAGCAUCCA
This is a messenger RNA of Ixodes scapularis (black-legged tick), 5188 nucleotides long. RefSeq names its product zinc finger protein 2 homolog. NCBI's taxonomy places the organism in Eukaryota, Metazoa, Arthropoda, Arachnida, Ixodida, Ixodidae. Gene Ontology annotation, biological process: regulation of cytokine production; regulation of immune system process; negative regulation of transcription by RNA polymerase II. Bases 275 to 1573 code for a protein of 432 amino acids. The record is from RefSeq and is a predicted model, not a curated record. The transcript has 5 exons.